AUGGCCGAGCCCCCCUCUUCGCCUCCCAGCGAGGCCACCAGCUCCGAGGAUGCCCUGUCCUGGUACAAGGCCCAGUACGAGCUGCUCGAGUCGGAGCUGGCCGAGUUUCGCGAGUCGAGCCGCGAGCUCGAGCAAGAGCUGGAAAAGGACAUUGAGCGUGCCGAGAAGCAGGAGCGGGUUCUGCAGGAAAGGGCCGAGACGCUCGGCUUCGAGGUAGAGGAGUGGAAGCGGAAAUACAAAGAGUCCAAGACGGAGGCCAGCGCGGCGCAAAACGCGCUCGAGAAGGAGAUUACGACGCUCCGCGACUCGAACCGCUCCCUGCAGCUCAAGCUGCGCGACAUCGAGGUGGCCAACGACGACUUUGAGCGCCAGGCGCGCAACACGACCUCGUCGCUCGAGGACAUGGAGAGCAAGUACAACCAGGCCAUCGAGCGCGCCGUCAUGAUGGAGGAGGAGAUCAAGAUGGGCGAGCAGGAGCGCGAGAACCUCCGCAUCGAGUCGCAGCGCCUGCGCGAGGAGCUGGCGGACCUCAAGAUUGAGGCCGAGCUGAUGCAGGACAAGAUCAAGAAGCACGAGUCGCGCCACCUCUCGACCAUCUCGACGGACCUCUCCGUGCUUGGUUCCCCGACGUUCGACAAGAACUCGCCAGGCUCCACGGCCAGCUCGCCGCUCAUCACGACGCCGCCCGACACCAAGUCGCUGUCCACCGACGACACCGUCUCCGAGGUGCACGACCCGCCGUCGCCGCCCAUGUCGGACGCUUCGGCAUCGAUGCGCAAGUCGAUGGCCAGGGCCCCCGGCAUGUACGGCUCGCUGCCGCGCAAGUCGCGCCUACCGUCGCUCGACAGCAACGCGACGCCUAAGCCGCGGACGCAGCCCAGCAUCGGCACGCUCAGCCGCGCUGCCGCCGGCCCGCGCAUGUCGGGCGGCGCGUCUCUGCGCACGCCGGCGAACCGAUCGACUAGGACCCGGCCAACCACGCACAAGCUCCCCGCGUCCAACUCGCUGACGCACAUCCGCUCACUGACGGCGCAGAUGCAGCGGCUCGAGGCGAGAGUGCAGUCCGCACGGUCAAAACUGCCCGCCCCGACCAACACACCUCCCAGGGCGUCGCCUAGGUCCGCGAGCACGGCGUCCAACGUGCCGGCAUCGGUUACGAUCCGAUCCCGGAAGCGCACGAACGGAUCCGCCGCCUCGUCCUUGGCUGGCGACGAUACGACACCGACGGGAUACAACCCGCGCGCGUCGACGACUAAGAGCCACGUUCCGCGACUUAGCACGUCGGGGAUCAACAGGCUCUCUUUUGGACCGCUGCCCAACCGCGGCGGACCCGAGUCGGACAUGAGCCGGCCGAGCUCGCGGGCUAGCAUCUCGUCGUACGCCAGGCCGGCCUCCCGGAACGACAUGAUCGCGCCGCCGCGGCCCGUGUCGAGGACGUCGAUGACGGGUGCGAGGACGCCACUCGGGCGGCCGCGGUCGUCGCUGUCGAUGAGCGGGGCGGUGCAAGGCCACGGCUACUCGGCAAGCAUCGGGCGCGCUGCCAUGGAAGACCACCACGGCGACGAGCGGACGCCCAGCCGCAGGGGCACGUACUCGAAGAUGGAGCUGGAGGCGGGUGUUAGCGGCAUCCCCGUCCCAGGCAGCGCGAUCCCGACGCCAGGUACGAGGAGACAGAGCGGAGGUAGGCGGACCAGCGCCGGAGUCUCGAGCGGACGACCCAGCACAUCCGGAGGGAAGAAGCUGGCCGACCUUGGCGAGACGUACUAA
Molecule: messenger RNA, 1767 nt
Organism: Purpureocillium lilacinum
Lineage: Eukaryota; Fungi; Ascomycota; Sordariomycetes; Hypocreales; Ophiocordycipitaceae
Product: NADH:ubiquinone oxidoreductase
Biological process (GO): microtubule nucleation; vesicle transport along microtubule; mitotic centrosome separation
Cellular component (GO): kinetochore; kinesin complex; centrosome
Molecular function (GO): microtubule binding
Source: RefSeq, a predicted model, not a curated record